Molecule: messenger RNA, 3373 nt
Organism: Spirodela intermedia
Lineage: Eukaryota; Viridiplantae; Streptophyta; Magnoliopsida; Alismatales; Araceae
Source: the annotation of a GenBank genome assembly
AUGGCGCUCCGAAGUCUGAUCUCGAGGUCCCCUUCGUCGAUGGCGUCUCUGUCCGUCCUCUUCUCUGUUCGCGCCUUCGCUUCCAAGUCUGUCCCGUGCUCCUUAGCCGGUCGCCCUUCGCAUAUCCUUCGACUGCGUCCCCUCGUGUCGGCGCUGUGGUCGCCCACCGGGGUCGCCCUGGGUGGUGACGGCCUUCGGUGUUUUUCGACGAGGCCCACGACGUCCUCUCUCAAUGAUCCGUCGCCGAACUGGAGCAACCGCCCGCCGAAGGAAACGAUCCUACUCGAUGGGUGUGACUUUGAGCACUGGCUCGUGGUGAUGGAACCACCGGAGGGGGAGCCCACCAGAGACGAGAUCAUCGACAGCUACAUCAAGACCCUGGCUCAAAUCGUCGGCAGGUUUCAGUUUCCACCUUUUGUCUCUGUGUUACAUUGCAGAUUAUUAUAUCUAUUAAUAUUUCUUCGGAGCUGAUAUUUUCAUCGUCCCGAAAGAAACCGGAGUGUGUAUGAUCGCAACUGUUGUUUUUUUGUUUUGUACACCGUAUCCUCGGUUUUUCCUGACGAUUUAUUUACUGAACGUCGUGGUAAGCUACACGAUAUUUGUAUGUCGUGGAUUUUAUAAUAAAGCUUUUGGUGUUUUUAGGGUUGUUCAUGUUGUUGCAAUUAAAUUGAAUGGGAUAUCCCAUUGUAUGAAAUGAUAGGUGUUUAACAGUUACACUUGUGAAGUAUGUGAAGAUUUCAGCCUUUGUAAAAAAUAAGAGAAAUAUUAUUUUUCACGCUUGUGUUUUCUAGCGGUUCAGAAAAAAAAAUGAGUAAUGUCUAUUAUGCUAUGAAGCAUCGUACGCAUGCCUGCUGUUCUGUGAAGGGGUCAAUGUGAUGACGACCUUGGGCGCAGGUCAUAUGUGUCUAUUGUAGACAGGCGAGGUUUUUUUUUAAUGGUCUUAGAAGGCUGGGACCACGGAAGUAGUUAACAAGGCAGGUAAGGUUGUUGUGUUUCCGUAAUAGAUGUCGAUGGACUGUAUGUGUAUGGUCGUGUCCGGGUGCCCAUGUAAGAGAUGGUGGAAUGAUAAAGCCCUAACAUAGGAGCACAAUAUUUUGCUCUUAUACGCCUCAUUUAAAACUUUGAAUAUUAUUCGAUACUCGUGUAUAGUGAGAUGUAGAGAAAAAUUGGAAAUUUCCCGAUGGAUUUUAUCUUUUUCUGGUUCCGUGCAGUGAGGAAGAAGCGAGGCAAAAAAUUUAUUCGGUGUCAACAAAGCAUUACUUCGCUUUUGGGGCGCUUGUUUCUGAAGAGCUCUCAUACAAAAUCAAGAGUGAGUCAUUCUAAUCGUGUCCUUGAUUGGCAUGUCGGUUCUUACAUAUUUCUCCAUUUUGUGCUUAUUCCCAAUAUAUCUUUCUCGACGUGAUGCAGCCUUGCCAAGGGUUCGCUGGGUUCUUCCUGAUUCUUAUUUGGACGUUAAGAACAAAGAUUAUGGAGGUGAGCUUAAGAGUCUCAUUCAGUUUUUUGUUUUUUGAUGUUUAUUUUAUCCCGGGCUAUGUCGGAACACGAUUGUGACUGGCCAUCUGUGAGGAUGUGAAUGCGACUUAUUAUUCAGUUUUAUACUAUCCUUGACAGCUAUUUACAAAUAUUAGUACAUUUAUAUCAAUAUUUUUAAGGUUUUUGGUUUAUUAAUUUCCAUGCUAGGAUCUGUUGUUAUGGGUGGGUUCAUGAAUCUAGUUUCCACAUGCAUUUGGGCAGAAGGCACACCAUUAGGAAUCGUUUGCAUUCUGAUGGUUGAUCAGACAAAUAUCCAAUAUUUGGAAGGUGUGGAAAAUGAUUUUGUGUUAACCUUCCCCCAUAUGCAUCACUGAGCCAUAUCUUCUUUCCCUUGGAACUUUGCAUUGGAGUUGCCAGAAGGGUCAAUAACGUACUCUGUCAAUCAUGAGCUGCCAUUCGGCCUUAGAUGCCUAAUAGGGAUUGACGUAUGGCGUGAAUAACUAAAUUCCGACCGAAAUGUAAAUAUUUAGGGGUAAGCAAUGAAAUGACGUCAAUUCAAAUCCACGAUCUUUGAAUUCUGAGAUAUUGAGAUGACUUUUAUUACAGUAAUAAGUAUGUUUUCGUGUCCGAUGAAAUUUGGGUUUCCUUUCUGCUGUUACAUUCUCAGCAUUGUUGUUGUUUGCUCUGACCUAUCCCUUAUAAUAUCAUUGCUUGCUUUCUGUUUGAACAGUUCGUCUGCCUUAGAUUUUGUUACAUUCUUACCCCAAAUCAGCUGUUGUGAGUUAUACUUUGGUGGCACUUCUAUCACUAUUUUUGAGCCCCGAGGUAUCUGAAGAUUCAUGUUGACUUUUAUUUUGGAUACAUUUCGCUAUCUUUCUGGCACAGGCAGCAGUUACGGAUGGAAAUAGUCCGAUAUAAAUUUCCACAAAGACUUUUCACCCUUAUAUAUUAUUUGUGAUUAAUUUUGAUUCUGAAGGAAUCACAAUAUCCUAUAGUUCAAAAGAAAAUGUCCAAUGCUUUACUUUAGUUUUCUUGAUAUGUUUUUUGAUUUAGAUUUUCUGGUGGAAAAUUAUAUUUUCUAGGAAAUUAGGAUCCUGCUUGCUUCUUCUCCUUUUGCCAAAUAGUGAUGAUCCUUCUAAUGUUUUUUAUUUGGAAUUGCCUCCUUUUUGUAACUUGGGCAGGGGAGCCAUUCAUAGAUGGCAAGGCCGUCCCGUAUGAUCCCAAAUACCAUGAAGAAUGGGUCAGGAACAAUGCGCGUGCAAAUGAAAGAUCCAGGCGCAACGACAGGCCGCGCAACUUCGAUAGAUCAAGGAAUUUCGAAAGGAGAAGAGAAAAUAUGCAGAGCCGGGAUUUCCAAAACCGUCCACCUCCGGAGUUUCAGAAUCGCGAGGGACAGAACCCUAUGCAGGGCACUCCCCCUCCAAUGCCCAACAGGGAUGCACCCCCGAAUCCAUCAUUCCAAGGAGCACCGUACCAGAAUCAAGGACCUCCUUACCAGGGCAACUACAUGCCUCAGAUGCAAUCUCCAGAAUUCCAGAAUCGCGAAGGCCAGAGCCCUCCUCCAUACACGCCUGGUCCACCACCACAAGGAGGACCUUACCAGAACCAGGGACCUGGUUACCAGGCAAACUACGCACCCAACAACGCACCUGGUGGCAAUGCCUACCAAGGGGGCGGUAACUUCUACCAGAGAGGUGGGGGUCCUCACCAGGGCGGCGGCAAUCCUCAACAAGGUGGCGGCAACACUUACCAAGGUGGCGGCGGCGGCGGCGGGGCGUACCAAGUUGGUGGAAAUGGUUUCCAAGGGGGCGGUGGCAAUGGGUAUCCUGGACCAGACAGUGCCUACCAGGCCAGUGGCGGCAACUCUUUUCAGGCAAGAGAUGUCCCGGGGAGAGAUUAA